AUCAAAACCAAUAAGUUAUUAUCUGUGAUCAAAACAACAGAAUUUUGUUUCGUCCACAGGUUUCCUCAGAUGUUUUCUUAAUUUUCUUAAAUAGGUACGAUUUGUUUGAAAAACUAGUACUUCAAAAGGAGAAAUAGAAAAGACUCAACUGAACAGUUUCAAUCGAGUUAUCAAACACAGGCAAUAGAAGUUCAAAAUUAUAUCAAAAUGUUGGCUAUGGAGAAAAAAUUCGAAAUUGAAAUGAAGUUAAAAAAGGAAAUGAGUAACAUGCAGGAGCUAAAAGCCGCAGCCAAACGCAGCUCCGCCCUUGCUAAUGAUGUUUGCAAUGUCCUGGGUGCCUGUGAACAACGUCUCCAGCAGUUGGAGACGGCAGUACUGCCGUUGUAUGGAGACACAGCCAGGUUACAGCACAUACAUCAUAAUAUGGAGAAAACAGUGAAUGCUCUCGACCAUGUGAUAAGCUACUACAUGGUGUCUAGAGAACAGGCUGACCUCAUCCAGGCUGGUCCCCACACGGCCAACACAGAGUCCCUGAACAUAUACCUGGAGGCUCUGGAUAAGCUGGCAGAGGCCCAGACUUUUUUCAAUAAGAAUAACCCUCAGAGUGUUGAAUUGGAGAAUAUAAAUCAGCUGUACAACACUGGAGUGCUAAAAUUGGAGAAUGCAUUCGAAGACAUGUUGAGUAGGCAGACGAGACCGCUGUCUCCCACCACACUCAUGGACAUGAUUGCUUUAGAAGAAGAUUCAAGUGUGGACAGCGUCAGCGUUAGCGGCAGCGGGUCCACUUCUACCUGUACACUGGAGACGCUGCGAGCGGCCGCCACGUGGCUCAGCGCCAGCGGCCGGGCGCCCAGCGCUGCGCUGCUCAAUUUGAGAGCCCCCGCUGCUAAGAACUCUCUGAUAGCGUUCAAGGACUAUCUGAGAUCAAGAUCUAUGGCUGCGUCACCGCUUUUGAGAGCUAAGAAUAAUCUUCAUCGGUCAGACAGUACCAACAGGAGGACUAGUAAAAUUCAAAAAGUUUUAGAAAAACGCGCCAACAAGAUAAUGCUGAAGGCCUCGCAGACAUUGGAGCAAUCCACUGGUUUAGCUAUUGGACCUCGUCGGUCUGUCAGCGAAUUAUACAGCGAUGAAGGCGAAGCAUUGGAAGAAUGCGAAGCGGAACUCGCCGGCACCCUGGCGGCCGCCCUGUGCCGCCUGGCGAGACACGAGCAGAGACAGCUGUUGGGGUUGGUGCCGCUGCAGCGGUUACCAGCUGUCAUAUCUCACGUGAUGAAGGACUGCUUUCAAAUAUUGGCCGCUGAUGUGGAGCGCGCGUGCGUGAAGGCGCGGCGCGGCGCGGCGCGGGGCGGCGCGGGCGCGGCGCCGUGCUGGGCGCUGCUGGCGCGGCUGGCGCGGCUGCAGCCCGACCUGGAGCGCGCGCUGGCGCCCGCCUCGCCGCAGCCCUACGCCGCCAUCAUCGCCGCGUGUCAGACCAACUGCCUUCGUUCCCUAGAAGAAUUUAUCGAGGGUAUCCGUAACGACAGCGCGGCGGUGUCGGUGGACGGCACCGUGCACCAGCUGGCGGUGGCUGCGCUUGCGCACUGCCAAGCUAUCACUCUGCACGUGCACACUAUAGGUCCGGCCCUGGCGACAGAGCCGGCGUAUUCCCGCGCUGUGUCGCAGCUAACGCACAACAAUGAUCGAGAUGCGGCGUUACUCGCCAUUUAUAUGCGUAAGGUGCUGGCUCAACUGAACUUCGCGCUUCGCACCAAAAGCGAGCAGUAUCCCGACGCGCUUAAAGCUAUAUUUUUGCUCAACAACACACUGUAUUUACUGCAGGGUCUCCAGCGUAGCGGUCUAUUAGACGUGUUGAUGUUGGCCGAGCCCGAAUGCGAGACAACAUACAGGAACAUGAUACAGGAGCACAAGAACGCUUAUCUCCAAAGUUGGAACAAGCUGAUCGCUCAUACUGUACUGGACGAGCCGCUACAGGGCAAAUUGAAAGACAAGGACAGACAUAUCCUAAAGGAAAAGUUUGCUUCUUUCAACCGGGAAUGGGAGGAGACGACUAAAGUGCAACGCGGUUACAGCGUGCCCGAUCCGGAACUGAGAGAGGCUUUGAAAAGGGACAAUAAACAGGCGAUACUGCCUCCCUACACCGCCUUCUACGAACAAUACGCCUCGCUGCCAUUCUCUAAGAAUCCGGAUAAAUAUGUCAAAUAUAGUCCCGUUCAGAUCGCUACGCAAUUGGAUGGUUACUUCGACGAGGCCGCUUAGUAGUUAAUAUACUACUAUUCAUCGAUAUAAACAUAACGGUGAAAAGUGUGAUUAAAUAAACAAAGUGGCGGGUAGUGGACCCGCUACUUUGUUUGACAAAAAAUAUAUUUGGCCUCUGGUCUGAAACAAUUUUAAUUCAAAAUUACAUUAAAAUCAGUUCAGCGGUUUACCAGUGAAAACGGAUAUGAAAAUAUAUGGCAAUGAAAACAAAGGAUAAUAUUUAUAAAUAUUUAUUACUGCAACAAAAAUCAUAUUCAUAUAGCAAAUUAGUUCUUGUUCUUCUUCUUUCGUUUCUUCGGCCACUGAAAAGGAAAUAGAUUUUAACAAUAUCAAAUAGUUACACUUUUACAGAUCCAUCUGAUGCGCUUAGAGGCAUUACAGUAUUUGCAAUAUGUUUAAUAAACAGUAUUGAAAUUUACUAAGCUUCUUUCUUGCAAAAAGUUUUGCCAGCACACCAUUAGAGAUACAAAAAAUCUAAUCGUACUAUGGAAUCUAUUUGAUAAAAACAGUAUCAAUCGGUAAAAUCACACAAUAGCGCCAAUCAGUGGAACUACAACGCGAUCAAUACAUACCGCGUUGCAUGUCCUACUUCUAAUGAGUCCAUAUAAAUUAACUAAUGGCGCUACACAGUUUAAUGUACUCGUAAUAAGGUCGUCAUAUGAGUUUGCAUUCGUUUGAUUUGGCGGUAGGUAAGUUGCCGAGAUAGGUGGGUAGUACUGUACGUUUGUAUGAAACGCGUGCGCACGGUUAACUUUAGCUAUUGCAUUCUUUGCGGGUAUGGUGUCUUCAUGCGACGCAAAAUAUGCAGUCAUCCGAAAUCAUACCCGCAAAAGGAAAUCGUUAAAUCAAUAGGAAUGAAAACUAUCGUCAAAAUAUUUUUUUAUUUCAAUUUGUAAUAUCCUUUAGCCCUUUGGCAAGCAUUUUUUAUGUCAAAUUACAAUAAGAUCGCGGAAUAGUGUUUUUCUAGAUAUCCAUAGGUUAUUUUGAUCUGUGAUAAGAUUUCUGUAUCUAUGUAAGAAAAUGUAUAAAGAGUAAAUAAAUAAGAGUAUAACUAUUGUCCUGGUAUACAUACUAUUUAAUCCUGGUAAAAUAUAAAUAUAAUGGUCCUUUUAUAAAUAAAAAUGAUAUUGAUUGAUGUCUAAUUUAAACUGUAAUUAAGCUGUAAGCACAUCAGAUAGGUCUGUUCUUUGAUAUGACUAGACUUCAUUGCUAUUACUACUUUCGCAGAGCUUUAUAAAAAAAAAUGUAUGACAGGUUUUUAUAAUGCACGUUGCUUUCCAUUGCUGACGUUUUGGCACCGAUACAGUGGCCGUGGUAAUGACAUGACGGUAGUUGGAGACAAAUAAAAUUUCAAUGUAGGAAAUGAGAACAAAUGGAAAAUUCCACCACAUCAAGGGUAUAAGAAGUGAUGUUGUGUCGACGGCCCUUGAAACGGGACGGAAACGUCUACAGUAGAAAGGUAUACCUGUGUUAAUAAUAUCUACUUCAUAAAUACUACAAAGCUGUGGUCGGAGUUUAUAAUUCUAAAUUGCAGGAAGCCAUUUAACUUCUUAAAACAUAGAACAUUAACUAUGUGUAUAAAUAUAUAUCACGUAUUUUUACGUAUGUUGUUUUUACAUAAAACACCAUCAUAAAACCCUGACCAUAACUUAUAGGCAGUCUAGUAUAAGUUUGCACAAAAUGGCGACCGUCUAUAUUAUGAAGAACCAGAAAAAUAGCUGGGCCACUCUUUUUAUAACCUCUAUAUGUUAACGGAAAUGUAUGUAAUCCGUCGUUGUAUACAAUUCCUAGAAUUGUAUGUAAUUCCUAAAAUAGCCCGGAAAUGUGUGAAAUAAAUUAUAUUAGUCACAUUUCCUAGGAAAUCUAUACAUUUCCUAAAUAGCAAUCGGAAAUGUAAAUCCCUUGGUGGUACGCGGGGGUAGGCGAGGGGCAUCAUUCAGAAUGUUAACAAACGCUAAGAACACCGCUUAUAUCGAAGAUGAACGUUACAAAGAGUUAAUAGAAGAAGUUUCCACGGCAAAAACUACAGCUAGAUAUACGGCAGCAUAAAAAAGGGCAUCGUUGUUAAGCCUAUCAUAUCGUCAGAGUUUAACUCUUAAGCAAUUAUUAUUUCUUUAAAAAAAAAACUAACUUAACCUAACCUAAAAAUAUUAUUCUCAUUUAAACAAGGUGUUUCAUUACAGAAAGCCUUCUUUUUAUACAUUUCCUAAUACGAUAUAGGAAUUAUAUACAAUUCCUAGGAAAUGUAUACAUCUCCUACGAUAUGUAUGUAUUAAAUAAUUUUUAAAACAAUAUUUUAUACAUUUCAUAAAUAGCUUCGGAAGUGUAUACUUUUCCUAGGAGUUGUAUGCAAUUCCUAGAUUUUAUACAUUUCCGUUAACAUAUAAUAUAUCUUGCAAACUUAUAUUAAACAAUAAAUGUGACAUUCGCCAUGAAUUAUCUUUCGUAAGAGAUAUUGCAAAGAUAAAUAUAGAUUCUACAAAGUCGUUCCAAAUUAGGUACACAUUUAAUAAAUAGUGGUGGAUUCUGAACCAGAUUAUUUUAGCAAAUAUUUUGAAGUACUGAGAAAAAUUAUCGUUCGAAAGUCAAAUAAUAUUAAAAGCCGUAAACUAAUUAAAUUCAAAUUCAUUUUCAGUGUAAUUACUAUAUAAACUAGUUCAGAACCCUUGGCUAAAUUUUCCAUUAAUUGUAUACUUAAUUUGUAUGAGCAUUUCAUUUAGAUUUCUAUAUACAGUACAGUUAAAAACUAUAUCACAAUAAAUAAAGGUAAUGCACUAAUCGUACUGUAUUCUUAUCUAAUGUAAUAAAAUGUAAAAACAAUCGGUUCAAUAGUUUUUGAUAUAUACACUCACGAUUAAGAUAAAGAAAACGUAUACUCAUCUAAAAUUAAAAAUUAUGCGUACAGUUUAGUGAUAUAAGUGUAGCAUAAGUAAAUAACGUAUUUAUUGUAGUGUAUGUAAUGAAAUUAUUAUUAUUAGAUAUAAAUUUCCGUAAUAUAAAUUUAUUUUAUCCAAAAUCUCUCAUGCCUUUUACUAAAGAUUUCCAUCGAUCAUUUAUUUUUAAAACUUUUCUUCAUUUUCGCCUUAUCGUGAAUGUAACAUUUUUUAAUAAAAAAAAGAACACGAAACUGCCUACGUCCAGGAUCAUAGAAAAAAUACCCCACCGCCAUUAAAAAAAAAAAAAAAACAAUUUGAACCGAAUAAAAAGGUUUCUUUUUUCCAUAAAAUGUGGAACACAUUCGACAGUGUUCAACAUGCGAUGGAAGUAACUUACUUACAUACAUACGUAAUGACAAGUUAUUUUAAAAUUUUUAGAAAAGUGAAAUAAAUAUACGUAAUUGUUUGCACAAGAUUAAAUUGCGCAAAACUUAGAAUUCACACACACACAGACAAAAAAAAAAUAUAAAUGUUUGGAACAAAAAUUUGUUGGAUUUCGUAAUGUUGUAAUUUAACCACGGAAAGACGGAAUUUGGAAUUAUAAUAAUAAUUAAUUACAAAAAGAAAAUUUGAAAAAUGGACUCUGACGACCUUUAUCGUUUCACCUUUUUCUAACUAGUGUAAAUAAAAAGUACAGUGUUAAAGUGGAAUUAUUUCACUUUUCCAUCAUUAUUCACCUUUCAAUAAAGCAAAUUCUACGGAACAUCACUGGACUCCAAAUUAAAAUGUUACCAAUGGUUCUCGAUUCGAAUCGAAUUCGAUUCGAACUAAUGCCUGUAAAACGUGGCUAUCCCCACGGCCGUACCUUUCUUUCUCUGGACGCCUCUCGAUCCUAGUUGAACAAAGAUACACCACACUGCUACGUGAGAUAUGGUCGAAAACUAUUGGUAAUGUCAAGUUUCUCAAGUUCGUGACGCCAGGGUCAAGGGUUCGAACCCGACCGAAAAUUGGAUAUAAACAUCAACGUUUAAUGUUGUACAAAAUAUAUACAAAAUGUAGCUUUGUCCACGGUUGAACCGCAAAAUCGAUUCAGAAGUUUUUGGGUUACACAUUUUUAAAUUGUUAUGUUUAAUAUUUUUAACUCAAUGCUUUACCCGUGGUUUUUACCGCUUGUAGUGCAAUCGGUUCAGUAAUUUCUAAGAUUUAAAUUUUACAAAAAAAUAAAUAAAACAAACACAGACAGCUAUCAGCAACAUUUUUGUCAAACGUUUCCUUUUAAAAUCAAAGUAGAACACGAACUUGACUUUUUUGUAUAAUGGUAAAAUUGUAAAUUAUUUAAGAGUUUAAAUGCCUGGCCUACAUACAUACUUGAACCAUCAAGCAGUUAAAAAUUAAAUUUUCUUUAUCAUGUUCAAACAAGUCUUUGUAGUGUUUGGCAAGUUGCUUCACAGUUCACAUUUUCAAUUUUUUUUUUAAUUUUGCUGCGAACGCUAUAUCAUACUCACGUCACUAAAAGAGUCUGAAACUUUUCCCAUAUGGUCGUUUGACCUACGAAAGUUGCAACAACAUAAUUUUCGACAUCGGGAGAUUGGGCGAUAGGAUUUUCAAAUUCGAACGACAGAAAAGUAUCCGUCAAUUUUGUGGACGAAAUUGAAAUGAAUGUGAAUGAAGUUUUUAAGAUGAAAGUCCUGUCGGUUGAACGUUCGAUGUUUAAAAAUUAUGUCGUUGAACUGAACUAAGGUUAAACGACCGUCGGAGAAUAAUUU
Amyelois transitella is the source of this 6898-nucleotide messenger RNA. RefSeq names its product exocyst complex component 7 (gene Exo70). Gene Ontology annotation, cellular component: exocyst. The record is from RefSeq and is a predicted model, not a curated record. Gene Ontology annotation, biological process: exocytosis. The transcript is spliced from 16 exons. The coding region runs from base 208 to 2256 and encodes 682 amino acids. Gene Ontology annotation, molecular function: phosphatidylinositol-4,5-bisphosphate binding. Lineage: Eukaryota; Metazoa; Arthropoda; Insecta; Lepidoptera; Pyralidae.